AUGGCUGCCGUACGGACCUUGUUCUCAAACGCUACGAUCAUCACAGUAGAUGAUGACAAGGCAAUUUGGUUGGAUGGGGCCAUCUUGGUUGAUGGGAACCGAAUAGGUGCAAUUGGGAAAACGGAAACGUUGCUCCAUCACCCUCUGCUGCAACCAGAUUCAACGAUUAUCGACUGUCAAGGCAAGAUCAUCAUUCCGGGUCUCAUCAACACGCAUGCACAUCUCGGCCAAUCAAUCCUUCGCGGCCUGGCUGAAGAUGUCCCUCUUCACACUUGGCUGUGUGACGCCAUCUGGCCCCUCGAAGCCAACUAUGAAGACAAUGACGGUUAUAUUGCAAGCAAGGCUACUAUUGCUGAGAUGUUGAAGAGCGGUACCACUUGUUUCCUCGAGGCGCUUCUUACCUAUCGGAGUGGAUUUGAAAACGCAGCUCGAGCCGUGGAUGAGAUGGGAAUCCGUGGUUGCUUGGGUAAACUCGUCAAGGUAGAGGAGUCAAACAAGUUUGGAUUGUCCGAUCCGCGAGAUCGAGAUAUUUCCAACAUGUCAAUUGAAGCCGCAGUGACGGCUCAUGGCAAAUUCCACGGCUCUUGUAGCGGGCGACUUCAUGUCUGGAUGGCAGCGGGAACUCCUCGAGGUACAGCCGAGUCAGCUCAUAAAGCCAUUGGAGACGCCUGUUCUGAACAUGGAAUGGGCCUCACCAUGCACUGUGCCGAAGCACCCAAAGACCUGGUCAUCUACCGUGAAAGCUACGGCUGCAGCCCUGUGGAGUUCUGCCAGAGAACGAAUCUCAUUGGCAAAGAUAAAAAGACUGUACUUGCCCAUAUGGUGAACCUCGACCUCGGCAAAGACUUGCCAUUGUUGCGAGAAACCGGAGCCACUGUUGCACACAAUGCAAGCAGUAAUUGUAAACUUGGGUCAGGAAUUGCCGCAGUGCCAGAAAUGCUCCAAGAGGGUAUUAAUGUCAGCUUGGGAACCGAUGGUGCCCCAUGUGCAAACACCUACGACAUGAUUCAAGAGAUGCGGGUUUCGGCGCUUGUCCACAAAGGCUCUCGACAAGAUGCGGCGGCCAUAACCGCAGAACAAGUUCUCACAAUGGCAACAAUCAACGGAGCCAAAGCACUUGGACUUGAGAACGAAAUUGGUAGCCUUGAAGUGGGUAAAAAAGCGGAUUUCGUGGUGAUUGAUCCUGUGGGUCUACAUUGUUCGCCAUUCGAUCCAUCGCAGGUGUUGGAUGGCGGCAUCGACCCCAUCACGACUGUGGUGUUUUCAUGCUCAGGAGCAGAUGUCGAUAAAGUAAUUGUCGAUGGGAAAGUGUUGGUGGACGAUCGAAAGCUAGUCAGGUAUGACGAGACUCAGAUUGCACAGGAGGCAAGACAAACGAUCAGGAGGAUUCGCAAUAAAAGUGACAUUCGGACUAAAAUCAAGAGAAACUAUUGCUGAG
Messenger RNA from Exophiala mesophila, 1438 nucleotides. RefSeq lists its product as uncharacterized. The coding region runs from base 1 to 1437 and encodes 478 amino acids. Gene Ontology annotation, molecular function: hydrolase activity, acting on carbon-nitrogen (but not peptide) bonds. NCBI's taxonomy places the organism in Eukaryota, Fungi, Ascomycota, Eurotiomycetes, Chaetothyriales, Herpotrichiellaceae. The record is from RefSeq and is a predicted model, not a curated record. The transcript has 2 exons.